Messenger RNA from Dermacentor andersoni, 719 nucleotides. RefSeq lists its product as uncharacterized. Lineage: Eukaryota; Metazoa; Arthropoda; Arachnida; Ixodida; Ixodidae. The record is from RefSeq and is a predicted model, not a curated record.
UAAAAAUUAAAUUGUGCAGUUUUACGUGCCAGAAGCGCGGUUUCGUUGUAAAGCACGCCGUGGUGGGAAGAUCCAGAUUAUAUUUGGCCACCUGGGGUUAUUUGAAGUGCACCCUAUGCACAGGACCAUGCAGCCCGCCGUCAAAGCCAUUGCCAUCAUUGGAUUGGUUGGAAACCUUGUCGUUCCGAGCUAUCCUUUGGUGCACGAUGCGGUUCCUGCCCUGCGUGGAACUAUGGCACUGGCCUUUUUGACUUCGUGUUUUGUCGGAAGCAAUGCCUAUCUUUGUGAAAAGCUGGGUGGACCGUGCAAGUACAACACCGACUGCUGCCACCGACUCGUCUGCCUCCAGACGACCAUGACCUGCGAGCCGCGCGGGCCACACGCGCGCCGGGCGCGGCUUUCGAGAACGAGACCCGUGACGAAGCCGGGAGGCCGGGCGGCGCCCAUGCGAACCACUGCCAUGUAGCCAGAGGCAGACCCCGCUGAGCCGACAGCAAGCAGCACGGCAACACUUCUAGUCAUGUUUGGGAGUCUCCAUCUGCAAUGCUCGAGAAUUCUAUUUAAAAUGCACCUGCAAAUGGUACGCAAACAAGACAACGGUAUUCAUUAAACGCGAUGUCGCCGACAUCAAGUCCGAAAAUUGCCUGCCACAAAACAGAAUGCUCUUGAUUAUGCAUACCGUGAUUCUUCUGAACAAAAAUAAAGCAAUGUUUCCUCCA